Protopterus annectens (West African lungfish) is the source of this 1839-nucleotide messenger RNA. RefSeq names its product PDZ and LIM domain 1 (gene PDLIM1). Gene Ontology annotation, molecular function: actin binding; muscle alpha-actinin binding. Gene Ontology annotation, biological process: muscle structure development; heart development; actin cytoskeleton organization. Gene Ontology annotation, cellular component: filamentous actin; stress fiber; Z disc. Lineage: Eukaryota; Metazoa; Chordata; Ceratodontiformes; Protopteridae. The coding region runs from base 310 to 1452 and encodes 380 amino acids. The record is from RefSeq and is a predicted model, not a curated record. The transcript is spliced from 8 exons.
AACAUUUACAUUUCCACACUGCCCCAAACCAUACAAGGUUCGGGAACAGCUGCGUCAAGGAGAUGACGUAGUCUGUGAAAGACCGGCCCUACAGGCACUGGGAGUGUCAUGCAAACCAGAGGGAGGUUCGAAGCUGAGAAGGGAAAGUAGUGGAGUGUGCUAUUUUUUGAAGGUGUUCGUUAUCUCACUGAUCGUACAGGGCUGUGUACAGCAUUACAGUCAGAGGCUCCAGGUUCAAGACUCUCCAGUCUGGUGUUGCAGACAGAUACGUUUGCUUGUGUUUUUAUUUUGUUAUAAAGUCCGUAAGCUAUGUCAUUAAAAAAAGUAGUCUUACAGGGUCCUGCACCGUGGGGAUUCCGAUUAGUCGGUGGAAAGGAUUUCGAGCAGCCUUUGGCAAUCUCACGGGUGACUCCAGGGAGCAAGGCUGCACUGGCUAAUCUGUACGUUGGUGACUUCAUUGUGGCCAUUGAUGGUGAGGGCACAGAGAACAUGACUCACUUAGAGGCUCAAAACAAGAUCAAGAGCUGUGUGGAUGAGCUGCCUCUGUCAGUAAACAGGAGUGAAGCAAAGGUCUGGUCACCGCUUGUCAGUGAAGAGGGAAAGACUCACCCAUACAAGAUGAACUUAGCUUCUGAACCUCAGCAGAGACCAGUCAAGUUUCAGCGUGCAUUCAGCUUAACGUCAUCUCCAAGUUCAAGCAGCUCUCUCUCUCCCACUGCUUCCUUCCAAGCUCCUUUUGCAUCUGUCUAUGACCCUUUGCAGUCACACUCUUUGUCUGCUAUUUCAAGGAGGCACAGCACACCCUCCUUUCCAAGCCAAAUGAGAGUAGGUCCUGAAGAGCUGAAACAGGUUGCUCAGUGUCGCCUUAACAGCCCCGUGGAGGUGGAUGUUCCUGGGAUCAAAGUACUGCAUGCGCAGUUUAACUCCCCCUUACAGAUCUAUUCACAAGAAAACAUAAUGGACACUUUGCAGGGGCAGAUCUCAACAAGAAACCCAGUUUUAAUCAGUUCAGAACCACAGAAGCCUGCAUCUGUUCCAGCAGUACAUCAAGAUUCUGAGGUUUUCAAAAUGCUACAGGAGAAUCAAGACUCGCAUGAGCCACCCAAGCAGUCCACUUCUUUCCGAGUGCUCCAGGAAAUCCUAGAAGGAGACUCUGAUAAACCAUCAGGAUUCAGAAGUGUUAAGGCUCCUACAACAAAAGUAGCCUCAUCAUUGGGAGGUGGUCAGAAGCUGCCAGUAUGUGAUCAGUGUGGAGCAGGCAUUGUUGGUAUCUUUGUGAAACUUCGUGACCAGCAUCGCCACCCAGAAUGCUAUGUCUGUACUGACUGUGGCACAAAUCUGAAACAGAAAGGACAUUUCUUUGUGGAGGACAAGAUCUAUUGUGAGACGCAUGCCCGGGAGAGGGCAACUCCACCAGAAGGCUAUGACGUUGUCACUGUUUUCCCAAAAUGAGUGCAACCAUAAAAGUUUUAGUACACCGACUCCAGAAAAAAACUGCCUUAUCUGCAAUUUUUGUUCCUUUAACAAAAUACUUAGCAUAAACUUUUUAAAUGCUAUAGAAGAAUAUCUGGUCAUCAUAUUGUUUGAAUUUUACUGCCUUACUGUGUGAUAUUUACAUAAUAAUGCAGAUAAAUUUAUAGGUAUUUUUCUACUACAUAGACAUUUAAUCAGAUAAACCUGCAUGUGAUAAUUAAAAAAUGCAUAACUUUGGGAAUAUGUGACAGUUGUACAGUUGCAAAAUGUUUUCAAGUAUAAUUCUUCCACAAACUAUGUUUGAUGUAGUAAGAUAGUGAUCAGAAACCAUGAAAGAGAAAUAAACCUGUGUAAAGUAUAUCAAAA